Linderina pennispora is the source of this 2654-nucleotide messenger RNA. RefSeq lists its product as uncharacterized. Gene Ontology annotation, cellular component: protein phosphatase type 2A complex. Lineage: Eukaryota; Fungi; Kickxellomycota; Kickxellomycetes; Kickxellales; Kickxellaceae. Gene Ontology annotation, molecular function: protein phosphatase regulator activity; calcium ion binding. The transcript has a single exon. Gene Ontology annotation, biological process: protein dephosphorylation. The record is from RefSeq and is a predicted model, not a curated record. Bases 189 to 2585 code for a protein of 798 amino acids.
UGGCUCCAGUGCUGUCGAUUUUUUUUCGCUGACAGCCCCGGAGCAUCCUGCGCACCUCUUUGUUCUGCUCUGCUUCUUUUUGUGCUGUUCAUCCUGCUAUAGGCCAUUUUCCUUCUAUUCUGUUAAGCCGCGCAAUACGUAUUUCUCCAGGCUGUCUGCUUGCAACCAAGACAUUCACGCUACUUGCAAUGGGUUCGACUACUGCUGAAAAUGCCUUGGCCAUGACAACGCCGCGAAGAAAGAGCACAGCGACACAAGGGAAGGGCCAGUCACUAUCGUCGCCGAUAGUGCAGGCCGAUGAACUAUGCCUGAACCCGCGGUGGUCGCCUCAUUUAAAGUCGCCACGGUCAAAUUCCAUAAUUUCCUCGCGACUCAGACUGCAGAAUUCGCCUGUGAAGAGCGGUAGCAGCAACAUCAUGGUUGCAUCGCUGCCGUCAUCAGAGGCCAGCAGUGCUGGUACACUCACCAGCCCGUUAAGUAAGCGGGCCCGUAUUAUACAGAGCAGCAGUUCAGAGACGCUACCGCCGCUAAGCCCAGUGGUCAGCAAUAGGAAGCGUGCAUUCCGCAGCGACCUGACGCAGGACACACCAUUCCCAUUCUCACCCACAUCCUCUGGCUUGCGCAUAAAUUACCCACCCUCGUCGCCACUCUCUCCGACUGAGUCUCGAAAACCAGUCGGCGACAGGGGUGAACUGGAGUCACCAACAUUGUCGCGCAUGCGGACAAAGGGCGCAUCGCUGGCGCUGGAUGAAAAGCUAGAGCUCAACUCGGACGAUGAUGAGAGCCCAACCAUGUCGCAGGUGAGCCAGUCGCUGCUGUUUCACCUGGACCUUGAUUCUCCAACGCCACGGCGACCGCUGCAGCAAGGCGAAGGUGAUAGUGGUGCGUUGUCACCUUUGCCGCAAGGCGAGGCGGGUAAGAAAGCAGCGCCAGUUACAACCCCACAGCUAUGCAGCUCCCUCAGCCAAGUUUCUGCUGAUGAAGCCAGCGACACAGGUGUCACACCAGCGCGCCGUGGAAGCAGCUCAUUGAGUGACCUCCCUGCAACAUCCAAAAUUGAGCACAACAAGCAGAUGCUAGUGGCCCGUAAGCAAAAGAGCACGAUCCCCCAGCUGCAUGUAUCACCUCUGAAUCCGCGGGUCGACGGCGAUAUCGAGCAUGCACUAAAGCUGCAGCUGCAACAGGCACAGCCCUAUUUUGCCAGCUGCUUUGGAGCACGAGAAACCGACUUUGUAAAGGUCACCGAGACAUGCGGGUUACCCCAGUUUGCCAAUCGGGCGCUAUUUCGGUAUGUGACCAGACAGUGCCCCGAUCAGUCAGCAUCGCCCACGUCUGGCAGCAGAGUCACUGGAAAGCGUAUACGCCCGGCAGACCGCGGUACAUGGCCGUCGUUUGCGCACUUCAGUGAUGUGUGGACCCGGCUGAGGCGCACAAGCGCAGAUGUACACGCAAUGCUGUUCAAUAUUCUGGUCGAGGAUGCGACAGCUCCACGUGCAUCCUUGAGCCGUGAUGACAUCAGGCCCCUGGUCACCGACGUCUUGGAUCACCACCCUGAGCUCGAAUUCCUUGAAGGUGAGGGUCUGUUCUCGCAGAGAUAUACGGAGACCGUGGUUGAGCGGAUAUUUUAUGUGGCCAAUCGGUCGUGGGACGGCAAAAUCACACUGCCACAGUUCCGCAAGGCCGAUGUGGUUGGGAUGCUGCGCGGUGUCGAGGACGGAAUCGAUGUGGGGGUUGACUCGCCAGGCGUUUUCUCGUACAAGCACUUUUACGUACUAUACUGCAGCUUCUUUGAGCUCGACUCGAACCGCGACCAGCUGCUGGAUGCGCGGGAUUUGCUGUGCUAUUUCACAGGAACGCUCUCGCGGCGCAUAAUUUCCCGUAUCAUGAUGGGCAAGGGCAAGCCGUUUGAGUACAAGUCUAGUCGCAGGGAAUCUGCGCGGGCAGCUAAGGCACGCCAGGAGAAGCGCCUGUCCAAAGGUCCGCUGCGGUACGAUCUUAACGUACGGCUGUCAGACUGCCGGAUGGCAUUCAAAGACUUUAUCUGGUUCCUGUUGUCGGAGAUUGACAAGACCACGCCGGCAGCGCUCGAAUACUGGUUCCGGUGCCUGGAUCUAGACGGCGAUGGGGUUUUGACGGCGUAUGAGCUCGAGUAUUUCUACGACGAACAGGUUUGCCGCAUGGAGGAGGAGAUGGCAGGUGACCUGAUAAUGCUGGAUGACUUGGUAUGCCAGCUCUCGGAUAUGGUCAGGCCUGAGCGCGAGGGCAUGUUCACGCUCAAAGAUUUGCGCAAGGUCCCGCCGACCCAGAUCCCGGUUUUCAUUGAUGCGUUCACCAAUUUGACGAGAUUCCUGGAGCACGAAAGCCGCACAUCCUUUCUGCAGCGCCAGCUUGCCCAGAUCUCAGCACGCGCUCUACCAGCGUCGUCGUUUGACGACGUCAUUCGUAUGCGUAUCGACUUUUUGGCGAGCAUGCCGAAUCCCUGGAUCGAGUUUGCAGAUAUGGAGUAUGCUGCGCUGCUCAAGGACCAGCAAGAGCAAGAGAACGGAGCUUCCAAUGCUGGUAAUGAGUCCGACCACCCUAUGUAACAAAAGUGAACCAGCAACAGCAUCUCGGUUCUGUUUUUAUCAAGAGUAUAUUUUAAUCAUCUUUACCAC